CCUGAGAACGACAUGUCCCCGGCGGUUGAGGCAGAGCGGCCCGUGGCGCUGUUUCUCUGAGUCCAGGGCGGCCUGGAGGCCGGCUGAGGACGACGGUUGGCGGAGGCUGCCCCGGCUGUGGUGGCCGCCAUGCUGGGGGCCCGGGCGGUUGAGGGAGACGCUGUGGCGCUUCUGCGACUGCUGCUGCUGCUCGGCGUGGUUGGCUCGGCGGGAGCCGGGUUGCCCGAGAGCGUUAUUUGGGCCGUCAACGCGGGCGGCGAGGCGCAUGUGGACGUGCACGGGAUCCACUUCCGCAAGGACCCUUUGGAAGGCCGGGUGGGCCGAGCCUCUGACUAUGGCAUGAAACUGCCAAUCCUCCGUUCCAACCCUGAGGACCAGAUCUUAUAUCAAACUGAGCGGUACAAUGAGGAGACCUUUGGCUACGAAGUGCCCAUCAAGGAGGAGGGGGACUACGUGCUGGUGUUGAAAUUUGCCGAGGUCUACUUUGCACAGUCCCAGCAGAAGGUAUUUGAUGUGCGAUUGAAUGGGCAUGUUGUGGUAAAGGACUUGGAUAUCUUUGAUCGUGUUGGGCACAGCACAGCUCAUGAUGAAAUCAUCCCUAUGAGCAUCAGAAAAGGGAAGCUGAGCGUCCAGGGCGAGGUAUCCACUUUCACAGGGAAACUCUACAUCGAAUUUGUCAAGGGGUACUAUGACAAUCCCAAAGUCUGUGCACUCUACAUCAUGGCUGGGACAGUGGAUGAUGUACCAAAGCUGCAGCCUCACCCAGGACUGGAGAAGAAGGAAGAGGAGGAAGAGGAAGAAGAAUACGAUGAAGGAUCUAAUCUCAAAAGACAGACCAAUAAGAACCGGGUGCAGUCAGGGCCCCGCACGCCCAACCCCUAUGCCUCGGACAACAGCAGCCUCAUGUUUCCCAUCCUGGUGGCCUUCGGAGUCUUCAUUCCAACCCUCUUCUGCCUCUGCCGGUUGUGAGAACAAAUUACCAUCCUGAACAGGGUGGAGGGGUGUGGGAAAGAAACCAAACAUGCUCGUUUGGCUUCUGUAUUUUUCAUGGUGAUUAACAAAAACAAACAGACAAACAAACAAACAAACUAAAAAACCACAAAAAUAUUAAAGGAGAUAAAAAGAGGCAGAGUGAGUAGAGAGCAGCCCUCGUUCACCACCUGGUCCCAGACCUGCUUCAGCCCUAGUCCUGUCUUUGUGGCUGGCCCCAGCCACCUCUUUCUUCUCUAGGGUACUUAGGGUAACUGGGUCCUGCCUGUGCAAGGAUCCUUGUCUGUAUACCUAGUGGAAAGGACUCUGAACUUGGAGCAGACACCUUUUUUUAGGUUAGAAUUUAACAGCAGGGAAAAGGUCAUCUUAUUACCUGAGAAGACCAGCUCUGGGAGUUGGGUAUGUUCUGAAGUUAUGUCCAGAUACAUUUCCAGAUGUCCUGGGAUUGAGAGUAUGUGUGGUUUGUGUGUGUGUGAAGCUGUAUAAUUUGUAUGAUAAAGAUGAACACAGAAGGGAGUUUUUAAAAAAGAAAGAAAAGUAGAUACUUUCUUACUGGGAAACCUCUCUGGUUUUAGCCCAAUAAUGGUUCCACCUAAGUGUUUGAACUUUAUCAUUGCUGUCCCCCCGACAUGUGCCAGUUAGAGGACUGUCUGGUAUCCAAGACAAUUAGUUUAUGUCAGGUCCUCAAAUUGCCUCUGACUUGUAACCACAGCAAAUCAUUUUGAUUUCAGUGCCUGUUGGGGACUUGUUUUUUCUCUCUCUCUUUUUUUUGUUUCUUAAUCUGGCUCAUUUGAAAUCUCUUCUCUGUCUCAACCAUUCACUAAAUUAUUGCCAAGAAGGGAAGGAGACAUGAGAACUUGGGACUCCCUCUGCUUGAAUGUCUUAUCAUCUACCGCUUCACCCUGAUGGUACCUCCCUCCCUGGAUCUCUGAGCCAGCAGCCAGGAAGACCUGACCCAGCAGUUCUUUUACUGGCCCCUUUGUAGGGUCUUGCUGCCAGGGGACAGAGACGCUUUCCAGCCUGCAGCAACAGAACACUUGACCUUAAGAGUCUCUUCUGGUCUUUGGAUUAGAAAAGGCUUAUGUUAGCAUAAUUUAAGAGCAACCUCAAGAGACUUGAGCCCUACUAAGUGACUGACCACUGUUUAGAGUGUCUAGUAUCUGAUGUUCAUUUAUUCCUAUGUCCUUCUAUGUCACAGUUCAUCCAGUUUUGGGUUAUGCCUAGAGCUGCCCCAGGGAACUAGACUGAUUGUCUAUAUCUGACGCAGUGACACUGCUCACUGGUCUUAAUACUAUGCCUCUCUAUCCUUUCACUUUCCUACCCAAGUAGCAGUCAGGUUCCUGGUGUGACAAGGCUGAAAGAUUUCCAGUCUCAGCCGUAAUCCUGGCAGCUCUGAAGCCAACCUUAGCAUCUAAGUGUGUGUCUUGAGUUCCCUGGAAAAUUUUCUGCAGAAAAUAAAGCUUCCCUGUUUCCUUCUUUUCUGGUCACUGUCACCCUUCUCCCAGCUACAAGGAGUUUUGUGGAUGGAAGGCAGCAGGAUUCGCUUCUGCGUGGGCUGGAGCAGCAAAGAAUCUCAAUCUCAGGCCAGGCCGAUUUUUUAAAGAAUAUGUUUAAUUUUGAGUUUGCCUUCUUGGGUAUGUUUUGAAAGAGCUCUAUCUAUUUGAACUACUUGUUAUGUGACAAAGUAAGUAGCCCUUGGGCUUAUGUCCUGGCUUUGGCUUUUCCUGAGUUCCUCCAAUCCAGCAUUUCAUCCUUUGAGAGUUGCAGCCCUUUGUUUAGCUGCAGCUUAGGCCUCCAUGCUAGAGCACUGAGUUGGGCAGCUGGACAGCUGUGGCCUAUGGCUGCCAUCGGAAGAACACUUUUUGGAGUGCUUUACAAAGCUCCCUGCUUUAAAAGAUGUCCUAUAACCUUGAUCCUGGAACCACCUACCUGGGGGCAGAGGACAUCCUGACUAUUAAUUAGGCUUCUGACAGUGGCUUCGCUCCCCAUUCCAUCACAACUCCCCAAAGCCACAGGCCACUGCCAAUACAGUUGACAAGAUGAGGAAGGAAGACUUGCUGCCUCCAUUCUGCCUUGUUAAUUUGCCUGGGUCUCUCUGAGGAAGGACGGAUCCCCACCUCCUCACCUCAACCCAUCCCUUCAGUGACUCAGAGUCUCAGAAGGAAACCCUGGCUCCUGGGGCUAUUUCCUAACGGUACUGUAAGCCAAGCAGCUUUGCUUCUGCCUCUGUUUCCAAGCCCACCCUUUUCCCCUGAGCUCAGGGAUAGGGAUGGGCACUUUCCUCUUUGGUUGUGUCUGAAAGGAAGGAACAUCUUUCUAUGGCUGACAAAAAUUAAAGGGGAAAUGAGGAAACAGGAAGAAGUGCUGGGGGCUGGGGUAGAGUCCCCGGAGCCAAGGGCUGCUCGCAGCUGGCUCAUGAUGCUGAACUUGAAAGGUUUUUUUGUGUUUUUUUUUACACUCCAAGAUGAUAUAGGUACAUGAAGUUUAGGUUAAAAGGGUGGGAUGGGGCACUCUAUUUUUAUUUUUGUAUUAUGUGGGUCAGGAAUUAGUCUGUAGUUCAUCUUUUGCUUUUUGCACUGUUUGUUCCCAUGCCUGUAUUUUGAGCUAGUGCUAGGACUGAGAGCAUGCAUUGUAGAGGUCUGACUGGGGUUGGGGGAGUGAUGAGUGAUGCCAGUUAGGAGUGGGGACGGAGAGGAGGCCUGGGCUCCCCUGCUGGAUCCACACUCUUUCCUAGGGCUUUUUAGCUCCCCCUGAGCCCAGUUUGCCAAAGCUAAGAGUAGACAGUCAAGGUGGAACUCCUUUUGCCAGAAGUGUGGCUUCAGUUGUUCUGGGUGGACCACACAAAAAUGUCUGCUGAAGAUGGGCUGAGCGUCUGUGGUGUAGCUCUGAUUUGGGUCAGGGGCCAGCUGGCCUCUAAGGGAACUUUUUUGGGCUUCACUCAUGUUGAAACAUUGUUCCAGGAAACAAUCUGUGGGACCCACAGUCCCCUAAACCAGACCCAUUUCUCAUAAAAAUCUCCACUGUUAAGGAGAAGCUGCUCAGUGGAUACCUUGAAUUCUGGUAACUAGAAAGAUGGUCAUCUUCAAGUGUGAGUGGUAGUAGGCACCCAGGAGGACCACAGGGCCUGCAGGGCCACCUGUUGGUUUGAGAGUGUGAUCUUACUCUCUUGUUCCCAUUGUUUGCUUAAGAGAUACUGGCCUGAAAUUGGGGAUCACAUGAGAGGUCACUUAGGCUUUAAAGAGAUGGGGCAAAGUUUGAGUUAAGCAUACCUUCCUCUUUCUGUGCCUGGGAAUUGUUUAACCCAGUUUCAGAAUCAUGAUUUGACUUCUUUAUCUUUUUGGAGAAGCUUCCGUUUUAAGAAAUUUCUCUUCCUUCAUAUCCUGCCUCUACCCUUUCCUGGGAAGGCCUGGCCAUGGUUUCUGGAAUCUCAGUUGAAAGUCAGAAAACAGCAGCAGUAUAUUCCCUUUCCUAGCACUUAUAUACCUUUCCCUAAAAAUGACUCACCUUGGGAAGCCCAGGGAAAGGAUCAGCAGGUUCUCUACCCUCUCUAGGGAUUGGGGACAGACCCACCCCGGUCAGCACAGUGCCUUUUCCUCUCCUGCUCUGAGCCAGGGUGGGCAUUCCCUCUAGAUUCAGGUCUGGGCAGGGGUCUUUCAGUCCCUGCUAUGGGGCUGCUUCCCCAUCCCAUUUUCCCCCUCCCCUUCGCUGGCUGGCUCUGACCUAAUUCGUGUCUUCUUUCCUUGAGGAGCCUUAAUGGCAUCAAGUGGCAACAUGUAAUAUUGUCCUCCAUCCCUCUCCAAAAGGAUUGAGGAGAGCAGGUGAGCUUUCCAAAAUGAAAAACUGAUAGAUGCUUCAGUUUAAAAAGGGGUGGAGAUAUGCUUUGGGCCUCCUGCUGUGGCUCUGGGGUAAGAAGCCUCGGCUAAGGCUAGUGAUAGUGCAGAAGCAGAACCAGUAACACCGAGGAUCUGUUCAGAGAUCUCAGAAGAAAUCUUCUCUUCUAUGGAAAGAUGUAAUUAGGGAUCAAAGAGCUCUAAGAAAAUUGCAAAGAAGCCUUAAUGUUCAAGCUUCAGAGAGCUCAGAGUAAUUUUUCCCUUUCAGGCCAAGCUAGGACUCCCUGUAUUGAGCCCUCUCCUGGAGUAAGAGGGCUAGACUUCCUCAUUUUGUUACAAGACUAGAUUGGCACCAAUAGGUCAACUGCCCAGCAAGGGCGGGUUUCUUCUUUGUACAUGGGUGGCUUGCUGCCGAUCUGGUUUGGCCUUCCCCAGCUGCCUUUUGGCUAGCCUACUUUAGGUUGCCAAAUCAUUUUGAUAAGAGCAGACGAUUUGGGGAUUGGCUGGGUUGGCAGGAAAAGAGCAGGAUAGAUAUCUCGGGAUGGGUUCCCCCCAGGAGUAUAAAAACAAGGAGCCAGGAUUGUGCUGGCAGCCAGGAAGACAGUAGUGCCUGUUAGAGUUGGCAGAGAAGGCCUUGGCACCUCUUACAUCCAGGCAGUCUUGUGAGAUGGGGGCACGUUGCACCAGGCAAAGCAGAUCUCCGUUCUCACCUCUAUUUUGAGCUUCAGUGCUUUACUUCAGUAUGAGAAAAAAACAACAACAAACUGAAGUGUGCUUUCAGUUCUUUCAAAGGACAACUGUUGGGAAAGGAGAGCCGAGUUGCCAGGUGGGAGGGGAGAAUUGGCAGGGAGAGACAGUACGGUAAAAUCUAGGAAUGAGACAUUCUUGACUCCUCUCUUCCCUGAUGUGUCAUGAUCCAGGGAAUGAAAAGAAAUUUGACCCUGGGUCAGUUUCCUCCUUGGAUUUUUCUUCCACCAAGUUCUCCCAUGCUAGGAUCAGCUGCCCAUUCUGAGCUCAGGGCAGCCUCUUCAACCAUUAACCUGGUUUGUGGAGAAGCCAGCCCCACCCCUCCAGAUUGGUCCUGGCUGCUCUGUUCUGUACCAAGUACUGGGGAAUAGUGUCAAGUUCUUAGUAGCCCCUUGUAGUUUCUACUCUAGAUUCCCAUCCUCUCCCCGCCAAGGUGAAACGAACUCUGUCUGUAGCCACAACACGCAUUUACAGCGGCACAGUGAGAUGUGAUUGAGGGGCUUUGAACCUGGCUGGCCCGGGAAAGCAGUAGGGGUGGACAGAGCUCUCUUUCCUUCUGGGCUGUCCACCUGUCCCUACCCCUUUCAUGCCCCACCCUACCCCCACCAAAAAAGAAAAAAUCAGGAUGUUUUUCACUGUCCAUUGCUUUGUGUUUUAAUAAACAAUUUGCAGUGACACUCCGUGUUGGGAUUGAGUUUGAAUUUGAUUGCAAA
Messenger RNA from Miniopterus natalensis, 6280 nucleotides. RefSeq names its product malectin (gene MLEC). The record is from RefSeq and is a predicted model, not a curated record. Gene Ontology annotation, cellular component: membrane. NCBI's taxonomy places the organism in Eukaryota, Metazoa, Chordata, Mammalia, Chiroptera, Miniopteridae. Gene Ontology annotation, molecular function: carbohydrate binding.